Messenger RNA from Helobdella robusta, 540 nucleotides. RefSeq lists its product as hypothetical. The record is from RefSeq and is a predicted model, not a curated record. NCBI's taxonomy places the organism in Eukaryota, Metazoa, Annelida, Clitellata, Rhynchobdellida, Glossiphoniidae. Gene Ontology annotation, biological process: intracellular signal transduction; regulation of G protein-coupled receptor signaling pathway. The transcript has 5 exons. The coding region runs from base 1 to 540 and encodes 179 amino acids.
AUGGAAAGCAUGGUACAGAAAAUGCAGGUAUCACUAUCAGUACCGCCGUCACCUUCGUCAUCAUCAUCAUCAUCACUUCCACAAUCAUCAUCAUCAUCAUCACUGUCGCCGCUUCUGACCAGGAAGAGGAAACACAUGAACGUGAUGUUGGAUGACGUCAUAUCAGGGUUGGACCUAAUUAAUUGGCUGGCAAGGCACAUCACUGACGGUGACGUCAGUGAAGCCAGUCACGUCACAAGACUUCUGAAGCGCUUCAAUUAUAUUUAUUCGCUAGGUGAAACCGGAAGUGACUAUGAGGAAGAUAGUAUUGCUAGCAAUUACUACUUAUUCCAGGCUCCAUACUAUUGGCCGUCCGUUCAAGAGAAUGUAGAUGAAGUUGAUUAUGCAAUUUAUCUCGUCAAGCGUAUAUUGACCAAGGACGACAAUGAUGUCCUCAGUGAUAUGGAACAAGAAUCGUUGGUCAAGUUGGAGAGAUUAUUAUGCGACCGCUGGGAUUUUAUUAUGGCUCAAGGUCAAUCACAGAUAAGGUCAACUCAUUAA